GAUGCCGGAAAAAUUGCAGCUGGACCCGUUAGCCUGAAGGCUGCCUUAUAUAUGCCCAUAAUAAUGACUGACAGGCCUGAAUGUUUAGGGUCCACUCGAACCUACAUGUAGAACUACAAUAUAUUGCAGUAGAUCAGCAUCGCUAUGCCUAUUCCCUCUAGAGCACUUUGUAAGCACUCUAAAGGGAGUAGGGCAUUAUGAAACUCUUAUGUAUGCUUUCGGAACACCCUACAGAUCAACACAAGUCACUACCACUUAUUUUCAGUUUGAAUGUUAAUUUGUUAGCACGGAAAGUGAGAAUUCAUUGUCGAAACUAAGCAGCUGACCCCCGACCUCUUUGCACCCUGCGAAUUUCUACACUAAUGGUACGCCAAACAAAAUUGCAAAAAUAAUAUAUUUUAAUCUGAAUGCCCAAUGCUAUGUUGCUCAAAAUAUAACAUAAACUACUAGAAAAUUCUACAGUAAUCUAAAAGUAUAUAAAGGUCAAUAAAUAUCAAUUAAUAUUUCAGAAAAAUAAUUGCAAACAUUAAAGUUGACGUAAAUAAACGUAAACUUCUCUUACAAACACAAACUAUUGUCUGCUUUAGUUUCACCUGCUUUAUCUUCCAGAUCUUGCAUGCCAAGUAUAGCCUACCGUAACAAUUGAAGCCUUCAUUUCUUGCUUUUGAGUGACAAAACAUAGAGAUAAUACAUAAUAAUACACUAGACUCAAUACUGCUCACACUGGUUUUCUGUUUCGGAUUUUCUUAUCUCCAUUUUCACUUUAAGAGAAACGAAACAAUACCACUACUACAACACACAAAUCAGCUCUACAGUUGAAGAGUUCAACUCAUUUGAAACGUCUUGGAGGAUCUGUCUUUGUGCAGGAUCGUCAUAAACAUGGUGAAAACACUGAAUGAAUUGUAUGAGCUAAAGGAAACCGGCUUUGGUCAACCAGAUCCCAGACAUGGUCGCAGACUGCUUUGGUGGUUUGCUAAAACCUGUGUUCACAUUGACAGCAACAGCAGAAUGACUGCCCUGUGCAACCCGACAGAUUCUGGGUUUAAGCGGUUCAAUAACAGAAACGAAGGCAAUUCAGGCAGACUUCUGCCUUACAGCCAUAUUCCAUACUAUGAGGUGGGAAAUCUGAAACCCCCGAACUCUCUUCCUGGUUAUGUCAAAGUGAAUUACACCCACAGAUCAGAUGGCAGCAACAAAGAUCGCAUCAUUGUUUCAUAUGAUAAAAAUCGGAACACAUUUGACAAGAUUUAUGUGACUCAGCAUUCAGGACAUUCAAACUUCUUUGAUCCAAAUCACACCUUCUGCAUAAGCCAGCGUCUCAUUAAGAUUAUUAAAGGCUGUGGAAAUUUAGAAGAAUUUCUCCAAGAAGCUGUGGACAACCAGACGCCAGAGCUUUCAGUGCAGUCUGAUUCAUUUAGCGAUGAAGAGACAUCAGACAGUCAACCAUUUAUACGUCCAUCGCCAUCACCCCAACGUCCUAGUUAUAACAGACCCAGAGAAGAUCGCUGUUUGGAUUGUUGUUGUAUUUUAUAA
Molecule: messenger RNA, 1533 nt
Organism: Misgurnus anguillicaudatus (oriental weatherfish)
Lineage: Eukaryota; Metazoa; Chordata; Actinopteri; Cypriniformes; Cobitidae
Source: RefSeq, a predicted model, not a curated record